Molecule: messenger RNA, 2547 nt
Organism: Quercus robur (English oak)
Lineage: Eukaryota; Viridiplantae; Streptophyta; Magnoliopsida; Fagales; Fagaceae
Product: vacuolar-sorting receptor 3-like
Exons: 12
Coding region: 314-2209 (631 amino acids)
Molecular function (GO): calcium ion binding
Source: RefSeq, a predicted model, not a curated record
UAGAUAGACAUUUCUUUCUUGCCUUUCCAAGUUCCUUCCUUAAAACAAGUGCACCCACAAUCCAACAAAAACAGCAACAAGUAACUGCAACGGAAGCACCCUUUUCUAUUUCAUUUUGGUAAAACAAAAAAUAGCAAUAACGAAAACAAAAACACCCUCUCUCUCUCUCUCUCUAACAUUUUAUUUUUUAUUUUUUUACUUUCUGAAAACAGAAAAAAAAAAACAAAAAAAAUAAAACAAUCUUUCUUCUCUGUUCUAAACCAACUGAUCAGUAAAACCCAUUUCUCGUUUUCGUUUCUAGUCCUCAAAAAGCAUGGAGCUUCGGAGAUCAUCAGCCCUGAGAGUCCUGCUAGGGUUUCUGGUGUUGUCUCUGAUAGCCUCUUCAUCUCUGGGGAGAUUUGUGGUGGAGAAGAACAGCUUGAUGGUGACAUCUCCAGACAAAAUCAAAGGGAAGCACGACAGUGCCAUUGGCAACUUUGGGAUACCUCAGUAUGGGGGUAGCAUGGCUGGUACUGUGGUGUACCCAAAAGAGAACCAAAAGGGUUGCAAAAGCUUUGAUGGGUUUGGGAUUUCGUUCCAAGCCAAGUCAGGAUCUUUACCCACCUUCGUUUUGGUCGAUCGUGGAGAUUGCUUCUUCGCUUUGAAGGUCUGGAAUGCCCAGAAUGCUGGGGCUUCUGCAGUUCUUGUUGCAGAUGAUAUUGAUGAAGCAUUGAUAACGAUGGACUCUCCUGAAGCAGAUGGUUCCUCUGUAAAGUACAUUGAGAACAUAACAAUACCAUCUGCAUUCAUUGAAAAAGGCUUUGGUGAAACAUUAAAGAAAGCUGUCGCUUCUGGGGAAAUGGUCAAUGUGAAUCUUGACUGGAGAGAAGCUGUUCCACAUCCAGAUGAUCGUGUGGAAUAUGAAUUGUGGACCAACAGUAAUGAUGAAUGUGGGGUUAAAUGUGACAUGUUGAUGGAAUUUGUGAAGGAUUUUAAGGGUGCAGCACAGAUACUUGAGAAAGGGGGUUACACUCAAUUCACACCCCAUUAUAUUACUUGGUACUGUCCCCAGGCAUUCACAUUAAGCAGACAGUGCAAGUCCCAGUGCAUCAAUCAUGGAAGAUAUUGUGCUCCUGAUCCUGAACAGGACUUCAGCUCAGGUUAUGAUGGCAAAGAUGUGGUUCAAGAGAACUUAAGGCAGCUAUGUGUUUUUAGAGUGGCAAAUGAGACCAAGAAGCCUUGGCUGUGGUGGGACUACGUUACUGAUUUUCAAAUUAGAUGUCCUAUGAAAGAUAAAAAAUACAACAAGGAAUGUGCUGAUGGUGUUAUUAAAUCGCUUGGUCUUGAUAUUAAAAAGAUUGAUGACUGUAUGGGGGACCCUCAUGCCGAUUCCGAAAAUCCUGUUCUAAAAGAAGAGCAAGAUGCUCAAGUUGGGAAAGGAUCCAGAGGGGAUGUAACCAUAUUGCCUACCCUUGUUGUCAAUAACCGACAGUAUCGAGGUAAGUUGGAGAAAAGUGCAGUUCUGAAGGCCAUCUGUUCUGGUUUUGAGGAAACUACCGAACCAGCUGUUUGUUUGAGUGAUGAUGUGGAGACAAAUGAGUGCCUGGAUAAUAAUGGUGGUUGCUGGCUAGACAAAGCAGCCAAUCUCACAGCCUGCAAGGAUACAUUUCGUGGAAGGGUAUGUGAGUGCCCAUUGGUGGAUGGUGUGCAGUUCAAAGGAGAUGGUUACACCAAAUGUGAAGCAAGUGGACCUGGGAGGUGCAAGAUAAAUAAUGGAGGUUGUUGGCAUGAUUCCCGAGAUGGACACUCGUUCUCUGCUUGUUCAGAUAAUGGGAAGCUUGAAUGUCAGUGUCCUACGGGAUUUAAAGGUGAUGGUGUCAAAAGCUGUGAAGAUAUUGAUGAAUGUAAAGAGAAGAAAGCCUGUCAGUGCCCUGAGUGUAGCUGCAAGAAUACCUGGGGAAGCUACGAAUGCACUUGCAGUGGGGAUCUUUUGUAUAUCAUGGAACAUGAUACCUGUAUCACUAAGAGGGCCAAUGAGACAAAAUCUGCUUGGGCUGCUGUUUGGGUCAUAUUGAUAGGCUUGGCUAUGGCUGGUGGUGGAGCAUAUCUUGUGUACAAAUAUAGAUUACGGCAAUACAUGGAUUCUGAAAUCAGAGCUAUAAUGGCACAGUAUAUGCCUCUAGACAGUCAAGCUGAAAUACCGAACCAUGUCAAUGAUGAACAAGCAUAAAAAGUGAAAUUUCACCCUUCAGUUUUUUAAGGAUUUCAGGUGAUGAUGCAUUGGUACACCCAUCUUUAUCCAGUCUCGAAUUUUGAAAGUGGAUCUUAUAUUCUUGUAACAUAUGCUGGAUAAUAAAAAAAAAUUCAGAGUAGAAAUUGUAUUGUUGUUUGUUAGCAGUGUAACAUGCUGAACAUUUUAAGGGUUGGGAACAGAUUGCAAAGCAUCUAGGAAGCUCGUUUCCAUCCUGAAAAAUCUUGUCCCCUAACUUAAAUAUCAACUCUGUAAUUUAUUUAUACCUUUAAGAGACGCCAUUCUCUUAAUUAUAUAGUUCUUUGUUCUUAGGUUAA